Cricetulus griseus (Chinese hamster) is the source of this 1363-nucleotide messenger RNA. The record is from RefSeq and is a predicted model, not a curated record. NCBI's taxonomy places the organism in Eukaryota, Metazoa, Chordata, Mammalia, Rodentia, Cricetidae.
GCAUGAAAGAAGCCAAAUUGGAGAGAGGACUUCUGAACAUACACAAUGUGUUAAUGCCUUCACAUAUAACAGUGAUCUUCAAAGGAAUAAAAGAACACACAAUAGAGAGAAACCCUAUGAAUGUAAUCAAUGUGGUAAAGCCUUUUCUUGUCAUAGUUUGCUUCAAAGGCAUAAAAUGACACAUACUGGAGAGAAACCCUAUGAAUGUACUCAGUGUGGUAAAGCCUUUUCUCGUCACAGUCACCUUCACAGUCAUAAAAGGAAACACACUGGAGAAAAACCCUAUGAAUGUACUCAGUGUGGUAAAGCCUUUGCUCAGCACAGUCAUCUUCAAAGGCAUAAGACAUCACAUACUGGAGAGAAACCUUAUGAAUGUAAUCAGUGUGGCAAAGCCUUUUCUCAGCACAGUACCCUUCAAAUACAUAAGAGGACACAUACUGGAGAGAAACCCUAUGGAUGUAAUCAGUGUGGGAAAGCCUUUGCUCAGCACCGUACCCUUAAAAUCCAUAAGAGGACACAUACUGGAGAGAAACCUUAUGAAUGUACUCAGUGUAGUAAAGCCUUUUCUCGUCACAGUCACCUUCAAAGGCAUAAGAUGUCACAUACUGGAGAGAAACCCUAUGAAUGUACUCAGUGUGAUAAAGCCUUUUCUCAUCACAGUAACCUUCAAAUACAUAAGAGGACACAUACUGGAGAGAAACCCUAUGAAUGUACUCAGUGUGGUAAAGCCUUUGCUCAGCACCAUACCCUUCAAAGCCAUAAGAGGACACAUACUGGAGAGAAACCCUAUGGAUGCAAUCAGUGUGGUAAAGCCUUUUCUCAGCACAUUCUUCUUCAAGGGCAUAAAAGAACACAUACUGGGGAGAAACCCUAUGAAUGCAAUCAGUGUGGAAAAACCUUUUCUUGUCAUAGUAACCUUCAAGUGCAUAAAAGGACACAUACUGGAGUGAAACCUUAUGAAUGUCAUCAGUGUGGUAAAGCCUUUUCUCAUCACAAUACUCUUCAAAAGCAUAAAAGGAUACAUACUGGAGAGAAACCCUAUAAAUGUAAUCAGUGAGGGAAAGCAUUUGCUCAGCACAUUUCCCUCCAAAUGCAUGAAGGAACACAUAAAGGACAAAAGCCUUAUGAAUGAAAUCAAUGCGGUAGAAUCUUCACAUUUCAAAGCGCUGUUAAUGGGCAUAAAAAAACACAUACUCGAGAGAAGCCAUAUGAAUAUUAUCAAUGUGUAAAGCCUUUGCUCUGCAGAUUCAUCUUCACAUACAAAAGAACUCAUAAUGGGGAGAGACCCUAAAAUUGCAAUCACUGUGAUAAGUACUUUGCAUGCCAAGUAUUUCUUGAAACCCAUAAAAGAACACAUUCUAUA